UUUCACAGGAACAAUGAACUAAUCCUGCUUUUUGACAGCAUUUUUUCGUCCCAAGUAACUCAAAUUUUAACCAUAACUUCCAAAACGGGCUUAUAGCUCUUUCCUCACCCGACUGCUAAAGGCGGCACAAAGAAGUCAAUCGAACGGCAAGCCGAACAUAAGCUCUAAAACCACAAUCUUAUAAUCUUAUAUAAUAUUACGAAGUUCACAUCCAUUUCAAACAAUUAAUUAUUUUCUUGAAGUCACGAGCCACGGGGUCAGGUGACAGGAGGCCACGAGGCUUCAGGAUGGCACGGAGCGUUCCAUUAAUCUGUCAAGGCCCGAACCUUGCUAGCACGCCCCAGCGCGGGUCGUAUACCCGAACGCUGGAUCAUGGCUAAUGACAAAGGGCUUGCAUCCACCAGAAGCCCCAUAGCGAAGGCUUCCAAGCCUCUUUAAUGCUUGUGUAGGCGUUAUCGACUGGUGGGAAUGAAGGGUUACAUACUUUUCCAGCCCUGCGACUGCCUAUGAGGCUGUGUUUUGGGGGCCGCGUUUCAUCACACUUCUUCAUGUGACGAGGGGUAUUGCGGCGGUAUCGCAAUUACCCACUCUUCCGAUGUUUUCCACGCUGUAAAUUACGAGUGCGCUUGUGCUAUCGCACGCAUAACACCAUAGUCACACCGUAAAGCGCGCCGACCCUCGCGGCGGCUAUACUUUCGGAAUGUCCGGCGCUGAAGCGCUGGCCCUUAUCGGGAUCAUUUCGAGUACUCUCCAGCUCGUCAGUUUCAGCUCGCAGGUGCUGCGGCGGAUAAAGGACUACAAAGAUGACACCACGAGCCUGCCGAGAGAGUUUUGGGCGUUACAAGAUCAACUACCCCUCAUUUCGCAUGCGCUCCACAUAACAUGGAAGCAGACCCAGUCCGACGAACUCGAGGAGGAGGCAUGCAAGGCGCUUGUUCCGGUUAUCAACGCCUGCCAUCAGGAGGUUCUCAAGUUGAAGGCGAUAUUGGAGAAGGUGGCGCCCUCAGCUGGUGAUGCAGGAUGGAAGAGAAACUGGAAGGCCCUCACGAGCGUUUUCCACGACAAAGAUGUCGAAGCCGUGGCAGCGGGUCUGGCGCAGUCGCUAACAGUCAUCAACCACUAUCAUGGAGCAUAUACGGCCGCAACAGCGGGUUCGAUCCUGCAGAAGUUGACUGCUAUGGCAGAGAUGCCCAAGAAAGUCGAAGUCGAGGUUGAAGUGCCCGUCAAGCAUUUCAUUGCUCCUACUGUCUGGACGGACGAUUUUGCUGGACGAAAAGAUACCAUAGAGGCGCUAGAGAAGUUGCUAGCAGGCGAAGAUAAACAUCGUCGAAUCUCUGUCAUCGGGCUUGGUGGGGUGGGGAAGACUCGACUACUGCUGCAAUAUGCGUAUCGGUUCAAGGACUCGGACACUCACUCGGUGUUCUGGAUCCACGCUAGCAGUAUGUCUCGAAUGAACAAGACGUGCGCCGAAAUAGCGAGGCUCGUAAAAAUCAAAGGAUGGGAAAACCCCAUGUCCAACAAGAUCGAGCUGGUGAAGGAUUAUCUUGAAAGUCCGAAGUCGGGCAAGUGGACGCUUUUACUAGACAACGCCGACGACUAUGACCUAUUCUACGGAUCUGGUAAACUGUCGCAGUCAAUACCACGCUCGGAUAAUGGCUCCAUACUUAUGUCAACUCGCGAUGGAAGAGUAGGAAUGGAAUUCGCGAAGAGAAACUCAAUUUCGCUCGGAGCAUUGUCCCUCGAGGAGUCGAUUACAUUGCUUGAUACCCGCCUUGGGGUGGAAGACAAUACUUUCAACGAUCUCAAAGAACUGAGCGAGGAACUCUGCGGCAUACCUCUCGCACUCGUUCAAGCGUCGUCAUUUAUAAAACAGAACUUCCUUUCUAUCUCUAGCUACCUCGAGAUCUACCGCUCAAGCGACAAAGAUAAGAUCGAGCUCCUCAGUGAAGACUUUGACGACGACUACCGGGACGACGAAAUCCGCAACCCGAUAGCGACGACAUGGAGCCUCUCGUUUGAGUUCAUUCAAAAAAGAGACCCGCUAGCUGCCGAGAUACUCUCUGUCAUGAGCAUGCUCGAUCCGCAGGCGAUCCCCGAGUCUCUCAUUUACAACGAGAAGAGCACCCUUAAAUUCAGCAAGGCAAUGGGCACGCUGCAAGCUUUUUCUCUGAUCACCUCACGUGCGGAUGGCCCAAUAUGGGAGGGCCGACGAGACAAGUCAUUUGACCUUCACCGACUAGUCAGGCUAGCUAUGCGUAGUUGGCUAGCCCAUCAUGACCGACUUGAGAUGUUCACGGCAAAGGCUUUGGGAAUCAUGGCAGAGCGAUACGUGCACAGCGACUGGGAUACUAGGGCCAAGUGGGCGGCGUACCUUCCCCAUGCUGUUGUGCUUUUACAAUCGGAUCACCUGAAAGAGAUUGAGAAUAUGGCCAACACAAAGGUAUCCCAUAACGAGAAGGAUGGAGCUGUCAGCCAUGUACCAGAAGGGACUGUAUGUCCAGUUUGUGCAGGGAAGUUGCUUGCCAUCGUAUCGAUGUGCCGGUAUACUAUUGGCAAUCCGACGGCAAGUUUGCAGGAGGCUGAGAAAUCGUAUACCCUUAGACUGAGAUUCCUGGGAGAAGAUCAUCCAGAUACACUAGAAACCCUUGAUCUUGUCGCCAAGGCCGCAAAAGAUCUGUACUUAUUCCCCAAGGCCAUGGACGCAUGUUUCCGCGCCAUAAAAGGCAAAACAGACACGCUCGGCCCCGACCAUCCGUCGACGCUCAGAAGCAUGGCAUAUCUAGGGAUUGUAUACCGGCCGAUGGAAAAGCUCCAAGAGGCGAAAGAAAUUGGAACCCAUGUGUUGGAAAGACGGCGUGAGGUUUUGGGAAAUGAGCACCCGGAUACUCUUAUCUCGAUGAGCUAUGCAGCAACUGCAUACCGUGCGCUUGGAGACUACGAUAGUGCGGCGAAGUUGGAAGCCGAAAAGCUGAAAGGCUGGACGAAGCUAUACGGACCAUCACAUCCACAGAGCUUAGAUGCCCUGGCUUUGAUAGGUUGGGCAUACGCAUGCCAGGGGAAGUACGUGGAAGCUGAAAAGCUCAUGUCUCACUCACUUGCUGUUCAGCUCGAGACCAGACCAACACACUGGUUCACAUUCUGGACAAUGCAUUCCUUCUCCUGUCUCCUCGGCAUGCGAGGUAAAUACUUUGAAGCCGAGGAGUUAACAGAGCAAGCACUCGAUUUUAGGACCCAGUACAUGGGCCUCUCACAUCCUUAUCGAUACAUAUCUCUCUUAUACCUCGCCUGGCUCUACAAUGAAACUGGUCGGUAUGCUGAAGCUGAGAUGAUCGAGCUGGAGGUUCUUGAGUUUAAUCAGAAAUUUUACGAAGGCGACACACACCACGAGGUACUCCUCACUCGCUCCCAGCUCGCCUCAACCUACUCAUUCAUGUCGCGCCAUACCGAGGCCUACGCCAUCAAAACUGCCGUCUACAACAUCCGUCUGGAGACAAAAGGCGAAAUCCACCCGGCGACACUACGAUGCAGAUCUAGCCUUGGCGCAACACUUACCUCACUCAGCCGCCUUUCCGAAGCAGAGCCCCUUCUAACUUCCGCACACGACCUCCAGAAAAUCCACCUCGGCCACGAGCAUCCAGAAACUCUAACAACUCUAUCUCGCCUCGCGACGCUUUACGAGCGCCAGUCCCGCCACCACGAGGCCGCAGGCCUGUUUGUCGACGUCCUCCAGGCGAGCGAGCGCGUGCUUGGUGAGAAGCAUCCAAGGACACAGGCACGGGCUAAGGAUGUCCAGCGCUCCGAGGACUCUCGACGCGGAUUAGAGACAGGGACGGCGCCUAAUUUGGGGGCGAAGCUGGUGGUGAAGGCGUUUGCGCAGGGGAAGGGAGGGGGCCAAAAGAUGCCGUCGAAGCUAGACACGAGGAUUACGGAUGAUAUCAUGAACUUUGCGGUGGGGGGAGAUGGGGAACGUAGGGCGGGGAGUUGGACGGCGUGAGGAAUGCGACAGCGCUAGGGUUGAGGGGAGAUGGUUAUUGGAUAGGUUCCUUAUUGAGGAGAGGCCAACUUAUUUUAUACUUGCAUGAUAGUAGUUCGCGCGAGUGCUGGCACCGCCGUAGUUCUAUUUCAUCGGCAGGGAAGCGGGAAGCGGGCCUUAAGGGCAUCGUGCCGACGCGAGCAAAGGGUCUAGUGGAGCCACAGGGAGGAGUCUAUCCACUCCCACGGUUCGCGCCGGCGUUAGAGGCCAGGCACUCAAAUCACGAAAAACGAAGUAAUGCGAAGUCCACAUUUCCGUGUCAAAUAACUAGAAAUAUCAAAUAAAGAGUUGCCUUC
This is a messenger RNA of Pseudogymnoascus verrucosus, 4329 nucleotides long. RefSeq lists its product as uncharacterized. Gene Ontology annotation, molecular function: protein binding; ADP binding. The coding region runs from base 701 to 3994 and encodes 1097 amino acids. The record is from RefSeq and is a predicted model, not a curated record. Lineage: Eukaryota; Fungi; Ascomycota; Leotiomycetes; Thelebolales; Thelebolaceae. The transcript is spliced from 5 exons.